This is a messenger RNA of Camellia sinensis, 1957 nucleotides long. Lineage: Eukaryota; Viridiplantae; Streptophyta; Magnoliopsida; Ericales; Theaceae. The record is from RefSeq and is a predicted model, not a curated record.
AAUGCCUCCAAAAUUUUGGCCACUCUUCUUUCUCUGCAAUGGCUUCAACUUUCAACCCCAGGUCUCUCUCUUCUCCUCCAAACCCUUCAAAACCCUCCUCUCACAUCCCCACUCUCCAACCCCCACACAAAACCAUAACCCUACAAACCCCCAAUUUCACCAUCUCCGGCGGCUCCACACUCUCCGGCCACGUCUCCAUCAGCGGCUCCAAGAACUCCGCUCUCCCGAUCCUCGCAGCCACCCUUUGCUGCUCAGGCACUUCGAAUCUCAGAAAUGUCCCUGAUUUGUCUGAUACUCGCACAAUGUGUUCGGUUUUGGGGUCUUUGGGAGCUGAAAUUGAGGAUCUUGGUGGCGAAUUGGUGGUCAAUACUGAUGGGGUUCGAUCGGUUGAGCCUUGCGAGGAUGAGAUUGGAAAGAUCAGAGGUGGGUUUUUCGUGGUUGGGCCGUUGUUGGCUCGGUUUGGUGAGGCUGUGGUGGGGUUGCCUGGUGGGUGUGACAUUGGGGCUCGACCCAUUGAUCUGUAUAUUCGAGGGCUUCGUGCUCUUGGUGCCAUUGUCGAAUUUAGGGAUGGGAAAGUACAUGCACAUGCUGCAAACGGCAAAGGGCUGAUGGGUGGAAGGUUCCGACUCAAUUACCCAAGUGUGGGGGCCACCGAAACCCUUAUGAUGGCAGCUUGUAUGGCUGAUGGAGUGACUGUACUUUCCAACGUUGCUCGAGAACCAGAGGUGAUUGAUCUUGCUCAUUUUCUGAUUGCCAGCGGAGCAUGUGUGGAAGGAGCGGGCACUGACAAGCUUCUUAUCAAGGGAAGAAGUCGGUUGCACGGUUCUGAAUAUUCCAUAAUACCAGAUCGCAUUGAAGCCGGCACCUUUAUGCUCGCUGCUGCAAUUACUCGAUCUUGCAUCUCAAUGUCACCUGUUGUGCCUUCCCAUUUAUCGUGUUUAAUAAACAAGUUGGUAAAUGCUGGUUGCAAAAUUGCACAAUGCACCCAUGACAUGCUGGAGUUCUCUGCAGUUCCUGCUAAAGCCAGAGAUGUUUUGCAUGGUUUCAAUAUUAGAACAAACCCUUUUCCUGGGUUUCCAACGGAUCUGCAACCUCAGAUAAUGACAUUGCUUACAACAUGUGACGGUUUAAGUAUGGUGAAGGAAUCUGUGUUUGAAAACCGUUUGAGACAUGUAACAGAACUGCAGAAGUUCGGACCAAGAAUUCAGGUUUGUGGGAGCACUGCAUUGGUUUUUGGAAAAGACAGAGGAAGAAGCAUGUUACGUGGUUCUCGAGUUGUUGCAUCUGAUUUAAGAGGAGGGGUGUCACUGGUUUUGGCGGGAUUGGCUGCAGAAGGAACUACUGAAAUCAAUGGGAUCGCUCACAUUGAUCGGGGUUAUGAAAAUUUAGAGACGAAGCUUCAGCGUCUAGGAGCUGAUGUCAAGCGAUUGAUUAACAUUCCAAGCCCUCUGUAAAUAUUGACUGACUCGCUAAAGAAAUUGAUGAUUGAGGCAUCUAUCUAUCUAUCUAUCUAUAUUUAUACUAUAUAUUAAGCAAUAAGCAAUAAGCAAUAAGCAAAUAUAUAUAAGCAAAUGUAGUUAUUAUAUCAAAACUCUCCAAAUGUUUAUUCGUAAAUUCUCAUAAUUUUGGAAUAAAUAAAUAAAUAUGUGGCAUCUCUCUUUACCUCUCUUCUCAUUAUUUCCCAAGCAAAUGUAGUUAUUAUAUCAAAACUCUCCAAAUGUUUAUUUUUAAAUUCUCAUAAUUUUGGAAUAAAUAAAUAAAUGUGGCAUCUCUUUUCACUUCUCUUCUCACUAUUCAGACCAUUUCACUCUCUUUCCCAAUUGUUCUAUAAAAGAUAAUAAUAAAAAAAACAAUUAAUAUCUUUCCUUAGAGUUUUAGGAAUAGAUGUGUAUAAAAAUCCACAUGUCUGUCACUAUAUCAUGUAAAUGUAAAUUUAAAAAAAAAAAAAAAAAAAAAA